AUGUCACAGCAAAUGAAGCAUCACAAGACGACAGGAGCGACUGUUCAUUGGGAAAAUACCGCGGAUCAGGAGGAAGAAGAUCAGAAAGAUGAUUUUUCGUGGAAUAAAGAGAGAAGUACCAGUAUAUCAGAAUAUCCCGGUAUCGAUUGUGGUAAUUCAUGGAUGCAUUCUCCAGCAUAUGACGAUUUUUCGUCAACAAUUCUUCAGAGACAUCGACGAUCAAGUGUUCUAGUGGGUAAACGUUCCAUGCAGUUACUUGAAGAAUCUGGAGAGGAAGAACCAAAAUUUGUAAAGUUCAUAAUCAAGAUAUAUAACAAAUGGGGUUUCUGGAUUACUCGCUUUGCUUGGCCUGCUAUGAUCAUCUGUCUAUUGAUUUCAGCUAUAGCACUUAUCAAAAUAUUCUACACUCCGCAACGCAAUGAUCUCGAAGGUUACUCACCAUUUGAAGCACGUUCUCGCAUUGAAUACAAUAGAUAUUUGAACUUCUUCUCAAGAAAUGGUUUGGCAAUAUCCACAUAUUUGUAUAUUACCGCUAAAGAUGGCAAUUCUAUGCUUCGACCAAAUCAUCUUAAUGAUACCAUUGAAGUAUUACAUUUGGCUUCCAACAAUAUCACAUUGUACGAUCCAAUUACACGCCAAAAUCAAUCCUUCAAUCAAUUCUGCAAAGAGUUUUGUAGAAUAAAUGAGCCCGUAUUACAGUUUUACAAUGCAUAUAUGGUACAGAAAUGGAAUCUGGACAGUGGUGAUCCUCCAAAUCCAUAUCUAAGACUUAAAUAUCCCAUUAGUACUCUGUUUGGUCGUGAGAUAAAUAUUCAGCCAUACUUCUUUGGUGUAGAAUUGUACAAUGAGACUGAAACAAAAGAGGAGAUCGAUGAAGAAACGGAAAGUUUACGUCAACUUUUCGGAAACGAUACAAAUAUUGAAUUGUUAAUUGGCUUAAAUGAGACAUAUCCACCAAUAACAAAUAUGAAAUCAGUAAAGAUGAUUUCAUUGCAACUUCGUGCCUUAGAAAAUCCCCAAUGGAGUAAAGAUGAAAUGAAACAAUGGGAGAUGAAUGUCGUUCAUUUCUUCGAAAAUUAUCAAUCAGAGUAUUUGACGGUCUAUGUCAUUUCUACCACUUAUAUCGAGGAAGAAAUGGUUCGUGCCGGAAUAUCACUGCUACCGUAUCUAACUGCUGGUUUUAUCAUUAUGUGCACCUGUUCUGUAAUUACUGUAAUGGUUCGUGCUGCUUACAUGCAUCAGAAUAACAUAUUCAAGGUUUUUCUGGCGGUAAUGGCUUGCGCUACACCAUUACUAGCAUGUUCCACUGCUUUAGCAAUCCUAUUUCUGUGUGGUAUGAGAUUCUCCUCAAUACUUUGCGUCAUACCUUUUCUGGUCUUAUCUAUUGGUAUUGAUAGUUCAUAUCUAAUGAUCCAUGAAUGGCAGCGAGUAACGAAGGAGAUACGGGACAGUGAAAAAAAGGUACUCAGUGAAGUUGGUCCCGCGAUACUGAUCUCUGCGAUAACUAAUAUAUUGGCUGAUGCUGUUGGUUGUUUUACAUCUUCUCCUGAAAUUCGUCUAUUAUGCAUUGGAAAUUUAUUCUCUAUGUUUGUGGCGUAUUUAUAUCAGAUGUCCUUUUAUUCUGGUUUGAUGUCUGUUGUCGGAAAAUUUGAGAUUGCAGCAGAAAAGAAUGAUGAUAAUAUCACAAAUAUUGCAAUACAGAAAAGUCAAGUGAAUAUUAGAAAAUGCAGUGAGAUAACUCGUAAAAAUUCGAGAUUUCACGAUAAAUCUAAGUUAUAUAUCAGUAAAUACAUGCGAGUAUAUGUGAAUAUCAUCGCUCAUCCUGUGACAGCAACACUGAUCAUUGUCCUUUACAUUACUUACCUUAUCAUCACUAUUUGGGGGAUAACACGAAUGAAUAUCAGUCUAACACCUCAGAAGUUAUUUGCAGCAGAUUCCCCGCUGAUAAAGCUCGAUAAGCUACGCGCAGAAUACCAAGUACCGGUCUUUACGAUGGCAUCGGUGUUCGUGGAAACACCUGGAGAUUUGUCGCAGAGAUUGCCACUUCUUCUGAUGAAUAAUAUGGUUCAGGAUUUCGAAAACCUUAACGGUAGCUGGGGACCCACUGGUACCAUGUAUUUCGUGCGCGAUUUCGCCUUGUUCCAGAAUUUUUUGCGAUCCGAUCAUGAUUAUGAUGUUGACGUUUUGGAUGAUGUUAGUACCACAACAGUGGAUCCGGAUGAUGUUCUCAGGUUCAAUAACGAUAUUCUAGCAGAUUUUUUAGCAUUGCCGGAAUACGAUUUUUGGUCCGGAUUCGUCCAAUUGCAAAAUUUGAGCACUGAUGGAAAGAAGAAAAAACUGAAAAGAUUUUUCUUCACCACAGGUUAUCAUGACGAAAAUUUGAAAGAAUGGUUGGCACGAGGGAAAUUACUAAAGCAAUGGCGUGCUAUCGUGGACAAGGCUAUUUACGAGUCAUUCCACGCUUCCGUAUACCAUGAAGAUGCCAUCUUUCUGGAUCUGAUCGAUAAUAUGCCAACGGAUACGUGGCAAUCGAUAGCAGGGACACUGGUUUGUAUGGCUGCGGUAUGCUUCCUCUUCCUUCGGAAUAUGCUUACAGUGAUUAUUGCAACUGCUUCUGUCCUCUCUGUGUGUAUUGGUAUCUUGGGCAUACUAUCCUGGUGGAAUGUUGAACUGGAUCCGAUUUCAAUGGCUGCUAUGAUAAUAUCCACUGGUUUCAGUGUUGAUAUUCCAGCACAUGUCGCUUAUCAUUACUGCAAAGCCAGCGAAGAAUCGACAUCUCAGGCUAGACUUGGCAACUGUCUUACUUCAGUGGGAUUUCCAGCAGUACAGGCAGCAUUGUCCACUAUACUAUGUGUAUACAGCUUAUGGUUCGCCGGCAUUUAUAUGUCGCAGGUCUUUGUGAAAACAAUGGUAACUUCCGUUGUACUAUGCAAUUUACACGGUCUCGUGAUCCUACCAGCUAUACUCUCAAUAGUUCAUCGGGUUAGAGGUCGACUCGACGAUAGCAAAAUCUACAGUACGCCAGCUGAACGUGCGGUAAAUAAACGAUUGAAACAAAUCAAGAAACGAAUGGCCAAGACAACAGAAAUACAAAGAAGGAAUGGACAUCAGCUGGACUUGAAAAUGGACCGACCAGCAAUUCCUGAAUUCAGCGUUUCUUAG
Loa loa (African eye worm) is the source of this 3162-nucleotide messenger RNA. RefSeq lists its product as hypothetical. The coding region runs from base 1 to 3162 and encodes 1053 amino acids. The record is from RefSeq and is a predicted model, not a curated record. NCBI's taxonomy places the organism in Eukaryota, Metazoa, Nematoda, Chromadorea, Rhabditida, Onchocercidae. Gene Ontology annotation, biological process: molting cycle, collagen and cuticulin-based cuticle; endocytosis. The transcript is spliced from 21 exons. Gene Ontology annotation, cellular component: cytoplasmic vesicle membrane; plasma membrane.